AUGGCACCUUUUUCCUUGUGUCAACUGUCAAACGCGAGCCGCAGAAUCUCCUUGAACCUUUUGCGUCAACAUCGAAACACGCUCGCGGUUUCGACACGACAACUACGCCCAAUUCGUCUCUCUCUACAGCAGCCCAGAUUUCUUCACACCAGCGACGACGCGAAGCCAGACCAAUCGAAUAGCGAUAAAAUCGCUAAGGACGAGAUAAAGAUUGAUGGUUCUCUCGAGACAAGCGACAAUGCGAAGGCAGAAGAAUCAACACAGAUCAAUAGCGAUAUUGCUGCCGAGGAGGGUAUAAAAGCCUACAGCUCUCUCGAGACCAGCGACGAAGCGAAGCCAAUCGUAGACCAGUCGGCCCAAAUCAGCAGCGAUACCGUUACCAAGAAUGAUAUUGGAGCUGAUAGCUCUAUCGAGACGAGCGAAGAUGCAGAGGCGGACCAAACAACCCAGAUCACUAGCGAUAUUGUUGCCGAGCAUGAUAUAAGCGUCAACAGUGCUUUGGAGGCGAGCGACGAAUCGAAGCCAAUUGAAGAGCAAUCGAUUCACAUCAACAGCGAUGGAGAUGCCAAGGAUGAUAUUGAAGCUGAUAGCUCUAUCGAGACGAGCAACGAUACAGAGACAAAACAAUCAACCCAGAUCAAUGGUGAGGUCGCUGUUGAUGUUGAGAUAAAAGUCGACAGUUCUCUUGAGACUAGCGACAAUAUAAACCUAAUCGAAGACCAAUCGACCCAGAUUAAUAGCGAUGUCGCUGCUGAGGAUGGUACCAGACCCGACAGUUCCCACGACACAAGUGAUGGUGUAGCGCCUAUCGAAAACGGCGCGACUCAAACAAACAACAAUGUUGCCAUCAAUGAUGGCACCACAGUUGAUGCUUCCCUUGAGACGAGCGUUAGUGCGACGCCCGCUGAAGCAGAGUCAAUUCAAAGCAACAGCGACAUCUCCACUGAUGCCGGUGCUGCAGCUGACAGUUCUGUCGAGACGAACGAUAAUCAUGUGCCUGUCGCAGACGACUCGGUUGAAAGCAACGACGAUACUCCUAGAGAGCAAGACAUCGGUGACAGUGAUGCCCCGACCAGGGACCUUCCUACCUUUUCCUCAGAUCCAAAAGAUGAGCCUAAAAUCAAGGGAAGGCCAUGGACCGAGGAGGAAUUGGCCCAGCUCGAGGAGUUCAUCAAACGACCAAUAAUCAGCCUGAAUUACAUCGCAAUUCGGAUGGACCGAAGUGUUCCCAGUGUCAUGUCCCAGCUCAGUCAGAUUGAAAGGCGUCGGGGAAUCAGCAUUUUGGACCGAACUCGUCCUGAGACUCCAUGGCAACAUCCAAUGGAUGCCACCCCAGAGCAAGUCGCAAUAUUCGAAGCGAAGCAAGAUGAGAUGCAACAACGUAUGGAACACAUCGUAGAAACACUCAUGACCUUGCCAAAGAGCGACCAGUGGGAAGAAAUUCUCAAGUUGAAAUCUGCCUCAGAAUGGGCAUCAGCGAUAUUGAAACUAAUACCACUGCGAACCUGGCACAUCUUGGCCGCCGACCGGCCGCCAGGUUACAAGCAAUACAUGACCAUUCCAUUCAUUGAUCGGUAUAAAACGAUUGGCGUGUUCGCCCGAACCUACCGGCGCACCGUAUACAUAGGCUUAGCUGAGCAACCAUUUGGCAUGAUGGUGCCGCAUGAUUCCAAGAAUCCCGAGCAACAAGACCCAACAAAGAAGAAGCCCCACAGAGUAAACAAGAACGAUUCCAAGGGGUCGGUCGUCCCGUUGAUCCCAGUGUCUUUAUUAGACUCUAAGAGGUUAACUUACAAGGAAAAGGUUGAGCAGAAGUAUGUACUUGGACUUGCAAGGGCAGCGCUCACCGCAUGGCUUGGGGCACUUCACAGAAACGGUCCUCUUGAAUUCCGCCAACUGUACGCAUGGAAGGAUAUAGAUUGGAGUGGCCCUAUUGGUAUGGGUCCUUGUAACCCCCUCGAGUACAGAAUCCGUCUUCCGUUGACGCCAGCGGAAAGUGCUGCCAGAAAGGCUAGUAAAGAGGCAGCAUGGAAACGGGAGGCAGAGGAGGCAAGGAGGUCAGAGGAGUCAUGGGGGUCAGAGGAGCCAUGGGAGUCAGGGAGACCAAACGCCUUUGAGAAGUGGGCUACUGAUGCUGCAAAAAAACCUAAGGAUCCAUAUAGGGGUCAUCUGUAG
Messenger RNA from Fusarium redolens, 2175 nucleotides. RefSeq lists its product as uncharacterized. The transcript has a single exon. The record is from RefSeq and is a predicted model, not a curated record. NCBI's taxonomy places the organism in Eukaryota, Fungi, Ascomycota, Sordariomycetes, Hypocreales, Nectriaceae. The coding region runs from base 1 to 2175 and encodes 724 amino acids.